CCUCCCCCCCCGCGCGACGCCACGCCACGCCGCGCCCAAAUCUCCCAAAACCCUAGCCGCGGCGGAGGGAGGGGAGGAGAGGGCGAGAGCCAUGGCGGCUGCGGCGACUGCGGCGAACCUGGCCGGCAAGCAGGGCGUGCGGGUCGUCGUCAUCGGCGACCCGGGCACCGGCAAGUCCAGCCUCGUCGUCUCCGUCGCCACCGAGGCGUUCCCGGAGAACGUCCCCCGGGUCAUGCCGCCCACCCGCCUCCCCGCCGACUACUUCCCCGACCGCGUCCCCAUCACCAUCGUCGACACCUCCUCCAGCCCGGAGCAAAGGGCGAAGCUGAUCGCCGAGUGCCAGGCGGCGGACGCGGUGGUGCUCACGUACGCCUGCGACAGGCCCGCCACGUUGGAGCGGCUCAGCACAUUCUGGCUCCCCGAGCUCCGGCGCCUGCAGUUAAAGGCACCUGUGAUUGUCGUUGGGUGUAAGCUGGACCUUAGGGACGAGCAGCAGGUCAGCCUUGAGCAGGUGAUGGCGCCCAUUAUGCAGACAUUCCGAGAGAUUGAGACCUGCAUUGAGUGCUCUGCGCUUCGCCAGAUCCAGGUGCCUGAGGUCUUCUACUAUGCCCAGAAGGCAGUGCUUCACCCAACAGCUCCUCUAUUUGAUCAAGAGGCACAAUCUCUAAAGCCACGGUGUGUGAGGGCUUUGAAGCGGAUAUUUAUUCUAUGUGAUCAUGACAGGGAUGGAGCACUCAGUGAUGUGGAGCUCAAUGAUUUCCAGGUCAAAUGCUUCAACGCUCCUCUCCAACCUACUGAAAUUGCAGGUGUGAAGAGAGUUGUUCAAGAGAAGAUGCCUGAAGGCGUGAAUGACAAUGGCCUUACCUUGACCGGAUUCCUUUUCCUUCAUGCUCUUUUUAUCGAGAAAGGACGACUAGAAACUACAUGGACUGUACUAAGGAAGUUUGGUUAUGAUAAUGAAAUCAAGCUUAGAGAUGACCUUAUGCCAACAAUUAAACGAGCUCCUGACCAAACCCUGGAGUUAACAAGUCAAGCUACUGAUUUCUUAAGAGGAAUUUUCAAUAUGUUUGACACAGAUAAUGAUGAAGCUUUGCUACCUGCUGAGCUGGAUGAUCUUUUCUCCACUGCACCUGAAAACCCAUGGUCUUCUAAUCCGUAUGUGGACUGUGCUGAAAGGAAUGUCUUGGGUGGGUUGUCACUUGAAGGAUUUCUCUCCAAGUGGGCUCUUAUGACACUUCUAGAUCCAGCAAAUAGUUUUGCCAAUCUUGUAUAUGUUGGCUAUUCGGGUGAUUUUGGCUCAGCAUUUACCACCAUGAGGAAAAGACGUGUUGAUCGGAAAAAGCAGCAGACUCAACGGAAUGUUUUCCAGUGCUAUGUUUUUGGUCCCAGAGGUGCUGGAAAGACUGCGUUGCUACAAUCAUUCCUUGGAAGGCAACCUUCUGAUGCUCUGCCUAUGAAUGGCGAACGGUUUGCGGCAAAUACUGUUGAACUUUCUGGGUUCAGAAAGACACUUGUAUUUCGAGAGAUUCCUGAAGAUGAUGUCAGAUCAUUACUGACUGAUAGAGAAUCCUUGGCUUCCUGUGAUGUAGCAGUAUUUAUUUAUGAUAGCUCGGAUGAACUUUCUUGGCAAAGAGCAAGGAAUUUGCUUGUGGAAGUUGCUACACAUGGAGAGAACACUGGCUAUGAAGUUCCUUGUCUGAUUGUGGCUGCUAAGGAUGAUCUUGACCAAUCUCCAUUGGCUCUACAGGAAUCAACGAGAGUGAGCCAAGACAUGGGAAUCGAAACACCAAUUCCUAUUAGCGUGAGGUUGAGAGAUUUGAACAAUAUUUUCUGCAGAAUAGUCCAUGCUGCGCAGCAGCCACAUUUGAGCAUUCCAGAGACUGAAGUUGGGAAAACACGCAGGCAAUACCGUCAACUUCUGAACCGGUCCCUUAUGGUUGUCUCAGUUGGAGCUGCCGUUACAGUUGUGGGAAUAGCUGCUUACCGAGUCUAUGCAGCUAGGAAGAACACAUCGUCUUGAAGCUCCCUGGACAGUGCUGAAAUAAAAGUGCUUUUCUCCUUCCACUGCCCAUCAACGGGAUCGUUUCAGAUCAGUUUUACUUUUUGAGCUUCAUAACGUGAAACUUUUGUCCUGAGCUCGUUUAUGUAGUUAUGUACAGAUGUGUUCUCAGCAAU
Oryza brachyantha (malo sina) is the source of this 2175-nucleotide messenger RNA. Its product is annotated as mitochondrial Rho GTPase 1. The record is from RefSeq and is a predicted model, not a curated record. The coding region runs from base 92 to 2020 and encodes 642 amino acids. Gene Ontology annotation, molecular function: protein kinase binding; GTP binding; GTPase activity. Gene Ontology annotation, biological process: establishment or maintenance of cell polarity; regulation of actin cytoskeleton organization; cortical cytoskeleton organization. NCBI's taxonomy places the organism in Eukaryota, Viridiplantae, Streptophyta, Magnoliopsida, Poales, Poaceae. Gene Ontology annotation, cellular component: cell cortex; cytoskeleton; mitochondrial outer membrane. The transcript is spliced from 14 exons.